Messenger RNA from Pundamilia nyererei, 1059 nucleotides. Its product is annotated as DDRGK domain-containing protein 1-like. The annotation marks the transcript as partial. Gene Ontology annotation, molecular function: GTP binding. The record is from RefSeq and is a predicted model, not a curated record. NCBI's taxonomy places the organism in Eukaryota, Metazoa, Chordata, Actinopteri, Cichliformes, Cichlidae. The transcript is spliced from 3 exons.
AUGGCGCCCGGGGUGCGUGAAGAGAGUCCUGGAUGUGAAUUGGAGACCAGUCAAACAGAAGGACAGACAGAAAGUCAAACAGAAGGACAGACAGAAAGUCAGACAUCAGAUGUGAUGGUGUACGAGAUCUUUGGUUUUGAAGAUGUAACUCUGCCCUACUCUCUGACCAUCAUCGAUACUCCUGGAUAUGGAGACACCAGAGGGAUCGAACAUGAGGACAUCAUCAGUCACAGAUUGUUGAACCUGUUUCAAUCAGAGGAUGGAGUCCAUGAAGUUCAUGCUGUGGGUCUGGUGAUGAAGGCGAGUGUGAAUCGACUGAGUGAGCGGCUGCUGUAUGUCUUUGAUUCAGUGAUGUCUCUGUUUGGAAAAAACAUGGAGAAAAACAUUGUAGCUCUGAUCACACACUCAGAUGGAAGCAGACCUGAAAAUGCUUUUAAAGCUCUUGAAGUUGCAGAAAUUAAAUGUGCCAAAAAUGAGAAGAAUCGGCCUGUUCACUUCCUCUUUAAUAACUCACAGUAUGAAAACCGAACAGAAGAAAACAAGUUUUCAAAACUUUCAUGGGAACUCACACAGGAAAACAUGAAUCAAUUGACAGACUUCAUGGGAAACUCUAAUCCUCAAACACUGAUGAAAGCAGUUGAAGUGUUAAAUGAACGAAUCAGACUGAAAGCCUGCAUCCAAAACCUGAAAGAGAGAAUCGAGCUGGGUGAACUGAAACAGACAGAGAUCGGACAAAAGAGAGAAGCUCUGAAGAAACAUGAAGAAAAACAAAGAGAAGAAAAGAAAAAGCUUGAAGAAGCUAAAAAAAUCUACGAAACUCUAAAGAACCAAGGAGAACAGAAACGUGAAGAAGCUCUAAAAAUACAACAAACUAUAAAGGAACUUGAAGCAGAGAUGAAGAGGAAUGAGAAUUUCACUGUAGAAGUUGAUGAACUGGAGCAGAUCGCUCUGAAAGCUGAUUCAGCAUCCACUAUUGUCCACUUGGACUUCCUGAUUGAGAAGAUGAAGGAGAAAGGAAACACAGAGAAGGUCCAGAAACUGGAGGAGAUGAGAAGCAGA